AUUUUUUUCACUAAUCCAAAAUGUGAUAACAACAAUGUCUCCCCUGCCAAUGUGCACAGCUCAGAGUACAAACAGCAACUUGACAGACGCUUCUGCUGGCAGCAUGUGGACGUAUCGGAUGAUAAGGUGGACUAAAGCCUAUAAAUACAGCUGCCCGAGUCUCCCGGUGAGCCAGUGUUAAAACUCUGCUGCACCACCUGAUGAUCUCUGCUGUCUCAGACCACACCGUCCUCGCUUCUGCGUGUCAUUAUUUCGCUUCAACUCUUCUUACAUGGAAAGAAGCGCCGCCAGAAGAGACGUUUUCUCAUGUCUGUUCAUGUGUGAAUUAACCGCGUCCUCGAUCUAUUAACACGAUGUUUCCCUGUGCGUAAAAUGCCGCGCUUAGUGCGUCCUGGCGCGGACGAUUCCUUGGAAAAUGUGCGGUGUGAGUCGCGCUCCCUUCACGCCCCGCUGCUGUGGAUCGGUGCUGAGCAGGAGUGGCAUCUCGGCGACAAAAUCUGGAUGAAAGAGCGUCCUUUAGAGCUCAGGCAUGCAUCGAGUAGUGAGAUCAUUGGCGUUAUAAAUAUCCCCGUGCCAGCAGAACAACUCCAGCUACUGCAGCCGGGGUAAUGCCCAGGAGCGCUGCAUGCGUGUGUGCGCGUGGCUCGCGGUGCCCAGACCAUCAGGAGCGACACCAAAAAAUGCUAGAAGUGGCGUAGCGAGGGUCUCCUUUUUGGAAGAAUGAAUGUUCCUCUUUACCUUCUGACCGUCGCUCACUUGUUUUGCGCCGCCGCCGGAGCAGAGCACGUCUCCUUGGAGCGCCAACUUCUGGAGGAGGGGAUCAGGUCUGGACGCAGGACUUGCAGGCUCUACUGUAGGGUUGGCAUCGGCUUCCACCUCCAGAUUCAUCCCGACGGCAGAGUCAACGGCAGCCAUGAGCCCAAUCAGCUGAGUGUCCUGGAGCUCUUUGCGGUUUCUCAGGGGGUCAUCGGCAUCAAAGGGGUCUACAGUAACAGAUUCCUGGCCAUGAAUAAAAGAGGACGGCUCUAUGCCACCGAGUGGUUCACAGAUGACUGUAAGUUCAGGGAACGUUUCCAGGAGAACAGCUACAACACUUACGCCUCAAUAAUCCACAGGAACCACAGGACUGGUCGCGAGUGGUUCGUGGCCCUCAAUAAGAGAGGGAAAGCCAAAAUGGGCUCCAGCCCUCGGGUCAAAUCCCAGCAUGUCUCCACGCACUUUUUGCCGAGGGUCAGCCUGCACGACAAGAGCGAGCGAGGCUUCACCAUCACAGACAGGAGCAAAGAGCGGAGGAAAACCCCGCCGCCACCGCCGCCAAAACCUCCUGUGGCAAAGGUCGUACAACCAGCGACACCACCGAGACGUACACAAGUCAAGUACUGGCCCAAGUAUCGGUUUGGAUAAAUGUCUAUCUGGGGUACAGAGUUCAAAAACACUUAAACAUACAAGUGAUGGACGAGCCCAGAUAACUGAUAACGGUCAUUUCUGACAUUCAAAGCAUUCCGGGUAUCUGUGAAGUGUGUGAAAACCUCAAAGGGCUGCCAGGUGCAACUAUUGAGCUUCUCUUUAGCGAGGCUAUGAUCGUAGUUGGGAGUUUCCGCUCGAGCUGAUGACGCUCCGUCCUGUUUUAUGUUAUCAUUUGUGUACAUGGUGAACAUUAGCAGCACCGCAGGCUGAGAAAAGGUCCUUUAAAAAUAUCAGUGUUAAAGCUGAAAUCCAUAACUCUCAUACUCUUGGUGAGACGUAUUUGAAUUUAAUUUUAAGUUGUGCAUCAAAGAAUGAAAGUCGUCCAUGUUUGUUUUGUUUCUUGCUAACUGAACAAAAAUGUCUUCAAAUACUGAUGUCAUGCUGUCCGUUAUUUGUUCGUUAGUGGGAGGCUGUACAAUAUUAUUUUGGGGGAAAAUACAGACCUUUUUUCAAAAAAAUUUUUUGUUUUUUCUUCAUCACAGAUUUCUAAUUUAAUUCCACAAUUUUUAUGCUUCGAGCUGGCAAUAGCCUGUCUGUGCGUCCCCAUUUUUGUAAAAGCAAUAUCUCAAGAGCAUCUUGAGCAAAUUUCUUCAAAUUUGGCACAAAUGUCCACUUGGAUUCAACAGUUUUGGUGAUUAAAGGCCAAGGUCACCUUGUAUUUCUGAUUUUUAUGAACAGACUAUCUCUAGAGGGCCAUAAGGGAAUUUCCACAAAUUUGGCACAAA
Molecule: messenger RNA, 2192 nt
Organism: Plectropomus leopardus (leopard coralgrouper)
Lineage: Eukaryota; Metazoa; Chordata; Actinopteri; Perciformes; Serranidae
Gene: fgf5
Product: fibroblast growth factor 5
Molecular function (GO): growth factor activity
Source: RefSeq, a predicted model, not a curated record